Molecule: messenger RNA, 1064 nt
Organism: Carassius carassius (crucian carp)
Lineage: Eukaryota; Metazoa; Chordata; Actinopteri; Cypriniformes; Cyprinidae
Product: synaptic vesicle 2-related protein-like
Exons: 9
Coding region: 22-1005 (327 amino acids)
Biological process (GO): transmembrane transport
Cellular component (GO): membrane
Molecular function (GO): transmembrane transporter activity
Source: RefSeq, a predicted model, not a curated record
GUUACAUCAUAGCCUAGUGAAAUGAGUGCAUUGAAAAGAUCAUUGCAAAUGGCUUACAAACGCAGGAAAGACAGCAAUAUCAGUUUUGUGACAUCCCAGACAGAUGAUAAAAGCAUCCUUACUGUUCACGAGGAGCAGCCCGGGAAAGAUGAGCCUAUCGAUGAAGGAGUUUGCAGCAAGUACAGAAGCUCUGGAAUCUCAGAAACCUUCACUGUCGAAGAAGCAAUUGAGGCUAUCGGUUUCGGAAGGUUUCAGUGGAAACUCUCAAUGCUAACAGGAGUUGCGUGGAUGGCCGAUUCUAUGGAAAUGAUGCUCCUUAGUAUUGUAACUCCUCAACUGCGCUGUGAGUGGAGGCUCUCGAGCUGGAAAGUGGCAUUCAUAACAGCGAUAGUGUUCAUUGGAAUGAUGGUCAGCUCCUCACUUUGGGGGAACAUUUCAGAUAAAUAUGGCCGAAAAGUGAGUUUAAUACUGUGCCUGCUGUGGACAUUGCACUAUGGGCUUCUCAGUGCUUUCACACCUGUUUACAGCUGGAUCUUAGUCUUGCGAUGCCUCGUGGGAUUUGGCCUAGGAGGAGCCCCUCAGUCAGUGACAUUAUAUACUGAAUUCCUCCCAAUAAAAUCCAGAGGGAUAUCUAUAAUCCUGUUAGGGGUGUUCUGGGCCUUGGGUGCUGUGUUUGAAGUGUUACUGGCUAUGGUGGUCAUGCCCACAUUAGGCUGGAAAUGGCUGCUAGCUUUCUCCACCUUUCCUCUUGUUAUCUUUGCUGCCUCCUGCUGUUGGUUACCAGAAAGUGCUAGAUUUGAUGUACUGAGGGGCAGAGAAGACAAGGCCCUGGACACUUUGAAAUAUAUAGCAGCAGAUAAUAGGAGCUCUGUGCCUACUGGAAGACUUAUAGCCAACACUCAGGUAUGUGGGGCUAACAGUCUCAAAAUUUCCUACUCACACAUUAUUGAAAAAUUUCAAAUUUGGGGUUUUCAUGUUUAUUUUGUAAAGUCUAGUUGCAUUUGAUUUGUGUUUAUGUGUUUCAGGCUGAGCGUGGGAGAAUUAGAGAUCUUUUUAUUCCAGAA